Messenger RNA from Dermacentor silvarum, 1260 nucleotides. Its product is annotated as pyrimidine-specific ribonucleoside hydrolase RihA. The coding region runs from base 84 to 1106 and encodes 340 amino acids. Gene Ontology annotation, molecular function: hydrolase activity, hydrolyzing N-glycosyl compounds. The record is from RefSeq and is a predicted model, not a curated record. NCBI's taxonomy places the organism in Eukaryota, Metazoa, Arthropoda, Arachnida, Ixodida, Ixodidae. The transcript is spliced from 4 exons.
UGUACGGAGUGCUUGGGCGGUGAAAUUUUAGUUGAAUUUUCCUACUCUGCUCAUUGCUCCUCUCUCUCUGUCGUAGGUUGACGAUGUUGAAAGAACGAGGCGUCUUGCCGAAACUUUCCUUCUUCGUCCCGACGUUCGCAAUCGCUGCAGCUAUCGUCGGCGGCAGUGGCGACGUGGGCGAACGCUGCUUGAGCGUUCUGAUGGAUGUCGACACCGGCAGCGACGAUGCCCUGGCCAUCGCGCUGGCCGCGAGCCUGCCCAACGUGUGCAUCGAGGCUGUAACCGUCGUUGAGGGCAACAGGAACCUGUCUACUGCCUACGAUAACACGUUGAAAGUUCUGAGCGUUUUGAACCGGACAGACGUACCGGUCUACAGGGGCGCAGACCAACCGAUCCGCAACCACUGGAACUACAUGAACGACUACUUUGUAAGCGGCUCCUCCAAUGACCUGCAAACGCCUGCAUUCCUCGAAAUGAUUGAACUGGUCAAGAAAGGUCUACAGACGCUGAUAAUAUUGGCCCCUUUGACUAACGUGGCGACUGCGCUGCUCAUUGAACCGGACUUGCUGAGCAACGCCGAGCAUGUCUACAUUAUGGGCGGUAACCUUUACGGUGUGGGCAACGCACUCCCGGCUGCUGAGUUCAACUUCUUCACAGACCCCGAAGCCGCAAGGGCUUUUCUCGAGAGGGUCACUUGUCCCGUCACCAUAGUUCCUUGGGAAGCCUGCCUCCAGGGAAUGGUGCCAUGGGACACGUACUGCAGCGUCGCGAACAAGACGGGUCCGCUGCAGGAGUUCCUGCGGAACGUCACUGCCGGCAACUAUCAGUACUGCCCCAGUGGCAAAGACGGAAGCAGAGGCGUCAACGUGAGCGACUUUCUCACGCUCCUAGCCGCGGUGGCUCCCGAGAGCGUCGCAAGGACUCUCGAACACCGCGUAGACGUCGAACUCGCCGGUGUCUACACGAGGGGCCAGCUCGUCCAUGCCUGGGAGCCACAGAUGCUUCCACACGUGAAACGGAACGUCACCAUCGUUGAGCGUUUCGACGACAGCAUCGUCACCAAGUACUUCAGGGACACAUUCGACCCGCCAGAACGUGGAGCCUGACCGAAAUAUUUCCUCAGGGGUUUACGCAGCGCUUAAGAGGGUAUUCUGAUCCUGCACGCGGUGAUAUACUCUUAUUAAUGCGAAGCAUUUCUUGUCUCAUUCCGGGGGGCCAUUAGGUCGGUAGGUAGGUAGGUAGGUCCAGAGUCAUUUAACA